Drosophila virilis is the source of this 2494-nucleotide messenger RNA. The record is from RefSeq and is a predicted model, not a curated record. Lineage: Eukaryota; Metazoa; Arthropoda; Insecta; Diptera; Drosophilidae.
UCGAUACUGCCAGACAGUUAAAAGUUUCCCCUUAUCAAGCGAUUGUCACUACACAGAAAACGCAAAAGUUUCUUAAUAGUUAAAAUUUGCAUACUACAGCUUAGCUUAUAUUGUAUUGUGUAUGUGUGUGUGUUGUAAAACAAGCGAUAGCAACGAUGUGCGCUGGGCGCUUGCAAACAGUGCGCGGGUGUAAGAGACGUGCCAUGUAAAAGCCUGAGGUGGACACAAACGUAUCAAACAAAACCGACAACCAACAAUAACGGGGCGGCGGCAACAAUAACAACAACAACGACGUCGUUUCCGCUACUGCUGCUGCUCUGGGGCUUUGUCUUGUGACGAAAGCAAAACUCGAAACAUUUCUUCAAACACACACACACACACGCACGCACAGCCAACACAAAAUUGAUGUGCAGGAUGUGCCGCCUCGACAUACGCCGCUUCUGCGAAGAAUGGCGCAUCUGGAUACGGCCGCUGUUGAUUGUGACCUAUGCGAUAUUUGCGAUCAUUGUGGUACCCCUGCUGAUUGUGAACUCGGUGAAGGAUGGCUUCCAACAAAAUGACCAGCUUAUUCUCAUCGGCGGUCUGUUCGUUCUAUCCGCGGUGCCCAUUUCCAUUUGGCACAUCAUACAACACGUCAUACAUUUCACAAAGCCCAUUCUACAAAAGCACAUAAUACGCAUACUGUGGAUGGUGCCCAUCUACGCGUUGAAUGCGUGGCUCGGCCUGCUCUUUCCCAAGCAUUCCAUCUACGUUGACUCGCUGCGAGAGUGCUAUGAGGCAUACGUAAUCUACAAUUUCAUGGUUUAUUUGUUGAACUACUUGAAUCUCGGCAUGGACCUGGAGGCGACAAUGGAGUACAAGCCGCAAGUGCAUCACUUCUUUCCGCUCUGCUGCAUGCGACCCUGGGUCAUGGGUCGCGAGUUCAUCCACAAUUGCAAGCACGGCAUAUUGCAGUAUACAGUGGUGCGGCCCAUCACGACAUUCAUCUCGGUGAUUUGCGAACUGUGCGGCGUUUAUGGCGAGGGCGAGUUUGCCGGAAAUGUUGCCUUCCCCUAUAUUGUGGUCAUUAACAAUAUCUCACAGUUUGUGGCCAUGUACUGCCUGGUGCUUUUCUAUCGGGCGAACAAAGAGGACUUGAAGCCCAUGAAGCCGAUACCAAAAUUUUUGUGCAUCAAGGCAGUUGUGUUCUUUUCGUUUUUCCAAGGAGUGCUGCUCAAUGCGCUGGUGUACUAUGGGAUUAUUAAGGGCAUCUUUGGCGAUGUCGGUGAUGCAAAUCUAGCGUCCAUGCUGCAAAACUUUCUUAUAUGCAUAGAGAUGUUUAUUGCUGCCGUGGCUCACAUUUACAGCUUUCCCCACCAUCCAUUCCACAUUAAUUCACCACAGUAUUGGAACAAUCCAAAUCAUAGCUGGUGUCGAGCCUUCCUCUCUAUGAUGGACAUCUCGGACAUGCAGGAGGACGUUACGGAGCACUUGGGCGUGGUCAGCAGCUCAAUUAGUCGCCGUUUUCAGGGUCGCAGUACAUACCAGCCGUUGGCGCGGGGUCCACGCCGUUCUAGCAGCGAGUCCGAGUACUUAAUUGGCAAGCGGCAGGAACAGCCGAUGUCGGGGGGUAACGUCGCACAAGCAGGUAACAGCAAUGCCACAUAUGGCGCCACAACGAGUCGGUUAAUUGUGCCCGUUAAUGUUGGGCUACUGGGUCCACUAACUGAACACCAAACUCAUUCCCCAUCUCGAUUUCCCAUAGCAGGCACCGAUGUGGCUGAUGAUAAUAGCAAUAGCAACAAUUACCAACAACAACAACUGCAUUUGCCGGGCUCCAAUCUGAAACUGUCGGCGCGCCAACGCGAUACGAACCAGCAUCUGCGCGAACGGGAUCAGCAGCAUUUUCUCGGUGGCGUUGGGCCGCCACAAGCCGGUGGCAGCAGUUUCCUGCAGGCGCGUACUGCUGCUUCCGCGGCAGCCCCGAUACCCGAGUCCAACGAUGAUUAUGCGCUGCUGCUGGGCGCGGGCAGAUGACAACGCUAUCAGCAUCAGCACAUCGAUGUGCUCGAAGAUGGUGACGAUGUAGAAAUUAGUCAAAAUUUGAAUGCCUCAUCGCUGAGUGCAUCGCUGUCCGUUUCAUUUGGCAUGUCAAGUAGCUUAAAAUUCAGCGCCACGUGCAGCAACCAAACUGCAUCCGAGUGGUCCAACUCAACGGGCGGGGACGAUGACAACGAUGACGACGAUGACGAUGACGACGAUGAAGACGAAGACGAUGAGGAUGACGCUGAUGAUGAUAUAGAGAAUGGAGAGAAUGUUGAACAGAUGCCGAUUGUGGUUGUUGCAUCGACGACGCGUCGUCGACGAGACAGAGAGUACAUCACCUAGACCCAUUUUUAAAUUGCAGUAGCGAUAUUUAUUCUGUUUAUAUACUUAUCAGUUAAUUUGAUUACUCACUCAAUUAUUAUUUGGUCAAUCGAUUGGCAAACAUAAAUUCCUUUGUAAUUAAGCUUAA